AUGUCUGUAAAUACGAGCCACGAUAUGUCAGAGGGUGCUUACAAGCGUCGCAACCGAGCCGACAGCGGCACCUUUACAUGUGAAGAUGAAACCGAAAGUUUCCGCGAGGCAAUGCUACGCCUUGCCGACUACAUGAUUGAAGAAGACCCCAAACUCGAAAAGCCCGAUCAGCUUACCCUACGUUACUUCAGGCGCAUCUACCAGAUUCCAGACAACACUAACUACGUUAUUACUAGAUUCUUGGACCGUACCCAGCUGAUCACAUCGCCCUCUGACCCUGCUGAUGCACCAGGUCUGGCUCAUUGCAUACGACUUGUGUCGAAUAACGAAUCUGGAAGUUGGGCUGACAACCGGGCUGAGAACGAGCGUACUGUCAAGAAUUUACUGCUAGACCGAGCAAACCGAGUAUGUAAUCGCCAUAUCUUCGCCGUUGGAAAAGUCGUCGGUGGACGAUGGACUAUCGAGUCCGAACUGGGAGGUGUUGACGGGACUUUCAAUCAAGGUAUCCUCUUCGUGCGCGAUCAUCUCCAAGAAGACAUGCGCAUCAUGAAGGUCUUACCUUCAGAAGCCAUGUAUCCUGGCUUUCAAGCCCGAGAGAUGAAUAUCUUGAGCCGCCUACAUCAUCGCAACAUCAUCACCCUCUACGACGCGCAUCUUCCUAGCCCCGUCACAGAACGUCACGCCUCGCCGUACCUAGUAACAGAGUAUUGCGACAAAGGUACUCUAGCCGAUUUGAUCAAGACCUGGAACGAGCGCGGCAAGCUCAUUCCCGAAAGCUUCGUGUGGCAAGUCUUCGAAGCCCUAGUAACCGCUAUCCAGUACCUACAUCGUGGACCCUAUCCCUACAAUGAAGCGGCCUACAACUGGGACCCCAUCACCCACCGUGACAUUAUACCAUCCAACAUCUUCCUCAAAAGCGGCUCCCAGGUCAACCCGAGCGACUACCCGGUCAGCAUCAAGCUAGCGGAUUUCGGCUGCGCCAUUACUGAUAGCGAGAUGGAAGCUCACAACUAUACCCUCCUUGAUCUUCCCCUCGUGGCUGAUCAGUACAGGCCUCCAGAAGGGGCGCAAGCCACUGAAGCCACGGAUAUGUAUCAGGUUGGGUUGGUCAUGUCGCUCAUGUAUUGCAUGACGGAUAGCCCCUUGCGAGAUCUUGUCGAAGCGGGUAACUUAUCGCGGGACUGUCUUAAGGGCUACAAGGGGUAUUCGCCUGAGUUGCGCAUGUAUAUUGAGAUGUGUCUUGAUGCUGAGGAUGAUCAACGGCCCGAUGCGAACUUCUUUCUACUGCGCAUUCAAAGUGCGCGGAGGUCGUUGCGCAACAUGGGUAGGUUUGAUGGGCAGGUCGAUCUUUUUGCAAAGCAUUGA
Alternaria conjuncta is the source of this 1365-nucleotide messenger RNA. RefSeq lists its product as uncharacterized. The transcript has a single exon. The record is from RefSeq and is a predicted model, not a curated record. Bases 1 to 1365 code for a protein of 454 amino acids. Gene Ontology annotation, molecular function: ATP binding; protein kinase activity. Lineage: Eukaryota; Fungi; Ascomycota; Dothideomycetes; Pleosporales; Pleosporaceae. Gene Ontology annotation, biological process: protein phosphorylation.